Molecule: messenger RNA, 1793 nt
Organism: Amoebophrya sp. A120
Lineage: Eukaryota; Dinophyceae; Syndiniales; Amoebophryaceae
Source: the annotation of a GenBank genome assembly
CAGCAAUGUUGUAUUGUCUUCAUUCAUCCCUACCUUCAUUUCAUAUCGAAUCUUAGAAGCAGUGUAGUGCUGGCGCAUUCGGUUCUCUUUAUAUUCGAUUGUCUUCCUCCACCCUGAUUACAAUUCGAACUCGUACCCCACCAGAAGAAGACCAACACCUAAAAAUAAUCAUGGCCGCGAUGAUCUCCCCAGCACCGCCGGGCUCCUUUGCCAAGUACAGUUGGGUUAGGUUGCAAAACCUGCAAUCCUGCCCGGAGUUGAACGGGCGCAUCGGCCAAGUCUUCGACUACAAGUUCAACGAAGAAAAGCAGGUCGGACGUUUUGAGGUUUUUGUCCCCGAACUGGAUGGCGUUUCCGAGGCGGAGUUCUGUAAGGCAUUCGAGGUAGGUUACGGCGAAGAGGAUGUCCACGGUGAUGAACUGCGCCUGCUUACGUGUCAAUCUCCACUGCAUGACGGGCUCGCGACGAGAAUCUUUCCGGCGUUAACCGACGAAAAGUACCGCAAGAAGGUCCAGGCUCACAAACUCCUGAAGCCGGAGAACUUGAUCCCUUACGAGGGACAGCUGGUCACCGCGACGGUGGUGCACGGCAGCCGCCACCCCCCGUCCGGGAAGUGGGAAGAAGUCCAGCUGCCGUUGGAACACCCAAUUUUCUCAAUGUCUGCGGAAAUGGCAACCAAGGGCGGGAACUCCGGAGUUUUGAACCGCUUCGGAGUGCCGCUGAUGGUCGUCCGACUUCCGACGGACCGCACGAGCGAGGAUCGCGAGAUGUACCAGAACCAGGUUGCGACUUUUCUGAAGGUGCCCGUCCUUGUGAAAGAUGGUGACGGGUUAGGGUUUGCGCCGCUGCAUUGGCAAGACUUCGUCGGUCCAGUGGUCAUUUUUCGGCCAUGCUACCACGCCAAGAACGCCGGUCGUCCCGCGAGCGAGGCAGAAACGGUUGCAGGAACAGCAGCUCCGAAGCACUUCACGGAGCUAGACCUGGAGGUCGUCUGGGAAAUCCUGUACAACUAUGUGGAGGACUCGGAAAGCAUCAAGGAAAAGGACCUGACUCCUGCCAUUUUUGAGAAGAAGGUGAAAAACUAUCUCAGCGCAGCGGAUGAUUGGAACCGGAAGUCCAUGGCCAUUUUGAACGACGACCAAUCCAUCCCCAUCGAAAUCAGGGAGCAGCGGUUGCUCGAGCAUCAGAAGACGAUGCCGGGGCGGGGCCCGGGUGAAAGGUUCUUCCAGCAGAAUUUGGUGCCGACCACCGAGGGCGCGUUGGCGUGAGAAACCACACAAGAACGCGCUGACAGCGUCAGGAUUUCUUAAUUAAUACUCACCCCCACAGUUAUUUGCCCCCGAAGCUGUCAACUUGAGCCAUGAUGUCGGUCUGACGCUGACCGUAAAGAACUAGAUGACGAAAAGAUAAAGAAUUUAUAUACCCCUCGCAGUCGCAACCGCAUUUACAUUGGGUUUGCAUUUGAGCUGCUUGUUGCUUUUUCUAACCUACACCAACAAUUUUAGCACGAGAAAACUGCGCCCUGAAAUAAAAGACUAAAAUCAAAAUGCGAAAAACAUCCUUUAAAAAUUUUAUGUUUAUCUUCUUACUUUGAAACGUGAAGUCAAGAGAACACCUGAAAGAAUAAAACCCGAUGAAAAUGAUGCACGAACUAAUGGGUGAAUAAGAAAAGGAAGACAUCUACAACUCGUCCGCUCGAUUUUCUCUUCAUCCUCUCACUGCACGACCGGCCAUCUUGUUAAGUGAUGCUCUCGUCACUUUCGUCUUUCAGUAUCGUGGUGGAUAGUUUCUGG